Zychaea mexicana is the source of this 1131-nucleotide messenger RNA. RefSeq lists its product as uncharacterized. Bases 68 to 724 code for a protein of 218 amino acids. The record is from RefSeq and is a predicted model, not a curated record. The transcript has a single exon. Lineage: Eukaryota; Fungi; Mucoromycota; Mucoromycetes; Mucorales; Lichtheimiaceae.
CACAAACGGAUCGACACUUACCAUUCAUUCUUUCAUUUCUUCUCUUUCUUUUUUUUCAAAGUAAACAAUGCAUCUUCAUUCUUCUUUAACCAGCAACACCAUCAUUGUUACCACCAUGACGGUCUUCGUAUUACUAUCAGCAUCCUGUUUGCAAUGCAUAUCCGCCAUACCCAUCCAGACCGACGUUCAAAUCGACCGCUUAGCACAACUUGUCACGUCCCACUAUCAAUACGACCACUUUGACCCAUUGACCAACGAAUAUGCGAACGCACUGGCGAAACAAUUAAGAUUCAACGACAUACACAUUGCCCCCGACGUAGAGGACCCACCCACACUACAGGCACAAGUCAUCCAAGCCAUCCAGUCGCAUGUUGCCAACAAACUCUUGUCGAGUGCACAACCAUUGCCCUCGCUACGCGAUAUUAUUGCACAGCAUUGUCCUCCAACAACGACAACCGACGACGACAACCAAGAGGGCAUGGUCGAGGUUUCUUGUCUACAACGCAAAGCAGAGCAAUUAUCGUCGGAUCUGGACCAAUUUGUCGAAUCGUACUAUAGAACCUGGAUCCUCGAAAAGACCGAAGAAGCGCUCUCGGUUAAGAAAUUGGACGAUCGUUUAGUGUCCUUGACUGUCGAACGGUCUAAACAGAUGCAAGUCUCUUUGCAUCAAUCGCCUUGCGAGUUUCAUCGCUUUACAAGAUUUUUGAGCUUGGCGUUUUUAUAAAGAAAUCCUUAACUUGUAUAUGAAAGAGCAUGUCCAUUCACCAUAUCCACAUCCAUCCACCCCCCCUUCUUCCAAUACAAACUUUCUGUAUACUGUAAAUAGCAUCAUAAACCACCCUAGAAUGGGAAAAAAAAACACCAUUGCCGUUCCUCUCCUCCCCCUUCCCUCAUUGCUUUUUCCUUCAGAACAAAACGCCAACCACAUAACAAUGUAAAAAUAACAGGACUGUCAUAAGAAAAAAAUAAUUUUUUUCUUUCAUUGUAUAAAUUGAUUUAAUAAAGUAAAAAAAAAGACACUUUAGUUUGGAAGAGAGGCGUUCCUGCUAUAUUGGCGGACUUGGAUGUUUAUUGGAUCUAGAGCUUUGAAUAGUGUCGAUCUCCUACUCGGUGGAAGUUUAUAUAGCUCCG